GAUGGUAUGAAGAAAUUUGAAAUUAAGUAUUUUAGCCACUAUACAGCACUGAAUUGUAUAUGUACGAUUUUGAGUGUUGUCACAGACUGAGUUUUGGCAAAUGAUAGCAAUGGACGAGCAGCGCGGCGAUAAAGUCUAUGGCGGUUGCGAGGGGCCAGACGCCAUGUACGUCAAACUGAUUUCGUCAGAUGGACACGAAUUUAUUGUAAAACGGGAACAUGCUCUCACCUCUGGCACAAUUAAGGCAAUGUUAUCUGGCCCAGGACAAUUCGCGGAAAACGAGGCUAACGAAGUGCACUUUCGGGAGAUUCCAUCGCAUGUCUUACAGAAGGUGUGCAUGUACUUCACAUAUAAAGUUCGAUACACCAAUAGUUCAACCGAAAUACCAGAAUUUCCGAUUGCACCAGAAAUUGCCUUAGAACUUUUAAUGGCAGCUAAUUUUCUAGAUUGCUAAGUUAUUGGUUAACUUAAUAAUGUUAAAUAACAAAUUUUCAAAAUGAAUAAAAAUGUAAUAUGGUUUGCUGUAAUUGUA
Molecule: messenger RNA, 532 nt
Organism: Drosophila arizonae
Lineage: Eukaryota; Metazoa; Arthropoda; Insecta; Diptera; Drosophilidae
Gene: EloC
Product: transcription elongation factor elongin C
Biological process (GO): ubiquitin-dependent protein catabolic process
Source: RefSeq, a predicted model, not a curated record